UCCUUCUUCCUACCACAGUGUUGCACUGAGAGCCGUCACUCGAGCAGGACCUUCGUGGCGAUGGGGAUCCUCGAGCUCCUCGCUGCUUCUCUCCUCUGACUUUGUCAAUGUCACCGGGUCCAGUCAGGGGACACGUCCAGCUGUUUAGUGCCUAAAAGUGGUCGGAGUGCAGCUUUUGGUUUUUCAUGCCACAAUGGCUGCGACGUAGCGCAACUUUUGGAUCCAGGGUGGAUAAUCGACAGCGGCGCAAACUUUUACGCACUUGUAGGAGACGCCGAGGAGACUUUCAAGCAUGAAGAAGCAGUUUAAUCGCAUGAGGCAACUUGCCAACCAGACUGUGGGAAGGGCCGAGAAAACCGAGGUCCUGAGUGAUGACCUCCUGCAGAUCGAGAGGCGGAUGGAGCUGGUACGCUUGGUGUCACACAACACGCACAAGAGGCUGGUGUCGUGUCUGCAGGGUCAGCUGGGCACGGACACCGAGAAGAGACACAAGAAGCUGCCCCUGACGGCGCUGUCUCAGGCCAUGCAGGAAGGAGGCGGCCAGCUGGGGGACGAGAGUCUGAUCGGGAAGAUGAUGGAUGUGUGCGGGGAGGCUGAAAGUAGGUUAGCCACAGACCUGAUGCAGCACGAGCUGCAGCUUGAGAGAGAUAUUCUGGAGCCUCUCAACCAGCUGGCAGAGGUGGAGAUUCCCAACAUACUGAAGCAGAGGAAGCAACUGGCCAAGCUGGUUCUCGACUAUGACUCUGCUAAGACGAGGUGGUACCAGGCAACAAAGUCCAGCAACCAGGCCAUGGCAGCUAAAGUGGACUCGCUCAAAGACGAGAUGGAAGAAGCGCUCAAUAAAGUAGAAAUAUGCAAAGACCAGCUGUCAGCAGACAUGUACAACUUUGCAUCCAAAGAGGGAGAAUAUGCUCGAUACUACGUCAUGUUAUUAGAGGCCCAGGCAGACUACCACCGGAGGUCUCUGGCAGCUCUGGAGGCAGCUAUACCAACCAUCCAAACACAGCAAGACUCGUGGAUGGAGAAGCCUGCGUUUGGCACAGCGCUGGAGGAGCAUCUGAAGAGGAGCAACCGCGAGAUCGCUCUGCCCAUCGAGGCCUGCGUCAUGAUGCUGCUGGAGACCGGCAUGAAGGAGGAGGGUCUCUUCAGAAUAGCAGCCGGAGCAUCGAAGCUGAAGAAGCUGAAAGCGGCGCUGGACUGCUCCACCUCGCAGCUCGAGGAGUUCUACUCUGAUCCUCACGCCGUCGCUGGAGCCCUGAAGUCCUACCUCAGGGAACUUCCUGAACCUCUAAUGACUUUUGGCCUGUACGACGAGUGGAUACAGGCCUCCAAUGUGUCCGACCCUGACAAAAGGCUUCAGGCCUUAUGGGUGACAUGUGACUGUCUGCCAAAGACUCACAAGGCCAACCUCAGGUAUCUGGUGAAGUUCCUGGCUAAGCUGGCUCAGGACAGUGAGGUGAAUAAAAUGACUCCCAGCAACAUUUCCAUAGUUCUGGGUCCCAACCUGCUCUGGUCGAACGCUGAGGGGUCUCUGGCAGAGAUGGCUGCAGCCACGUCUGUCCACGUUGUGUCCAUUAUUGAGCUCAUCAUCCAGCACGCUGACUGGUUCUUCCCCGACGAGGUGGACUUCAACGUGUCGGGCAUGUUCGCCAUGCCCACCCAUCCGGCCACCCCGGACCCCGAGUUCGGCCUGGACAGGAAACGCCCCGGCAGCCUGGGGCACGACGGGGACAGUCACACCCCCCGUAAAGACAGCUCUGUUAACAAACAGCCGGAGCCCACUCCACGCAGAGCCAGCGCUGUAAAUAGAAAGUCACAACUAACCUCACCCACCUUCCAGCCCCCAUUGCCCCCUCUGGAAGCCGUGGCUCAUCCCCAGCUCGAGCCCCAGCCCCAGCCUCUGUCCCUGGCUGUGGAGGCUGAGCAGUCCGGCCUGAGCGGUGCUGGUGGUGGUGGUGGUCUGGGUGGUGGGGUCCAGGUAGCCACAGUGCAGCUUCAGUUUGUAACCCAGCUCAGCGCAGAGGAGAGCAGCCCGGCCCGUGAGCUCACGUCCACGCCCCCUCCCCAGAGGAACGGUUCGUCCCAUCUGUUAGGAGCCCCCCACUCCCAGGGCGGGUCCAGGGGUCCCAGUCCACACAUGAGCCGCAGAGGCACCAAGAAGCAGGCCCCAGCGCCGCCCAAGCAGGCCAGCCCCUUCGCCUCUGGGCCCAGCAACACCCAGACGCCCGGUUCCCCCCAUCACCCGCCCAUCACCCCCCGCCGUCUGCACAGCAAGGAGGGCCUGAUCCACGCGCCGAGCCACCCGCCCCCGCAGCCCCCCCAGGCCCAGCAGGCCCAGGGGGAGUCAGAGCCCUCUCCGCCCAGCACUCCCACCCCUCCGGACACUCCGCCUCACGAUGGGUCGCACUCCAACCCGCUUUCCUACCACUCCGGGUCUCUGCCUCGCCCCUCCAGGCCGGCGCCGAGGCCACGACCCCGACCCAGCAUGCCACCGCCGCCUCAGCCCGACAACGGUAACGGAGUCUGCGGCUCCGCCUCCAAGAUCAUAACAGACGGAGGCCUGGUCCUGAAGGGGACUGGAAGAGCCUUCAUCCCUGAGGUGAUUGCGGACCAACCAGAGGAGAGCUCUGCUGGUCAGGAGCCCCCCACCACCACCACCACCACCACCACCCUAGCCCUGCAGCAGGACCCUGACAUCAACUCGGAGAGCACCGCUCUGUGAAGAGACAGGAAGCUGCACACCCAGCCGGCCCCAGUGUUCACAAUCACACAUCCGACAGGUAACCCAAAGAUGAGUCCAGCUCUUCAGGCUCCACCCACACGAUGCCAGACUGCUUUCUGGGAACACACAGCUGCCUUUUCCUCUCGACUCAAACCAGAAACCUCAUCCUACAACGGUGGUUUCAACCACAGAACUCCUGUCCAGCGAUCGCUUUCCAUAUUCACCGUGAACUCUUCCUGCUCCAUUUACUGCUGGGUAUUUUGAGAUUGGACUGCAGAGCCUUGCUCGGCACGAGGCUAAUAGGACUUGAACAUAUAACCUCAGCAACAUAGCAGCUGAACUCAAAAGGUGCUGGCAAAGCUUUCUAUCGUCUCCUGUUUCUUUUUAAAAUCUUGCCAUCGAUGCUAAAGAUUGUUUUGGAGACGAAAGUCUGUGAAUCUGCUUCCAGCAACAGAUCUCACCACAGAGGCCCGCUGGUGUUUUUUCAGUUGUUUGGAGAUAUUUGAAUUUUUAACCAGCCACUGAUGAUGUAUUUAUCAUGAAACUGAUUCUUCGCUGACAUUUUCCAGCGUUUCAGUUUCAACUCUCUGAAUGUGAUGUUGAGCUUUUUAGUCACAGACUUCAACAGCUUAUAAUAAAGGACCAAAGGAACGGCUGCGGUUCAGAUUCAGAGCUGAUCGGCUGAUGUUCGGGUUGCUAAUGACCAAAUAUUUGGCAAGAGUGCAAUAAAAGAUGCGGUUGUCUUCCAGCGGUGUCCCACCGCAGCACACACACACUGCCAUGUUUGGUGUUCAGGCAGUUCAUCCAGAUCUACGGUGGAGCUGAACUGUGUUUUCCAUCUGAAUUUUAUUUGAUUCCUACUCACCUGAAUCUGAAAAAAUUUUUAAAGCUCAAUUAUUUUAAUGUUAAAAGGGAUUUUUUUUUUGUCCCCCUACUAAAUAGAAUUUAACUGAUCACUCCAACUUGAAACUCAAAGCUACGACCAAAUACCGCCAAAUCACUGAAAUCGUCACAAACUUUGCCUUUAAGGAUUUUUUCAGCUCUUUGAUUGUUUUUUAUUACUUCUUGGUAUUUUUAUGGUGGUUUUUCUGCACAUCAUGCAUCAUACAGUGCAUCAUUACUCUUGAUAAUUAAAGAUUGUUCAAACUGUU
Stegastes partitus (bicolor damselfish) is the source of this 3873-nucleotide messenger RNA. It is a transcript of the gene arhgap17b, whose product is annotated as Rho GTPase activating protein 17b. Gene Ontology annotation, biological process: regulation of actin cytoskeleton organization; signal transduction; positive regulation of GTPase activity. Gene Ontology annotation, molecular function: GTPase activator activity; protein binding. NCBI's taxonomy places the organism in Eukaryota, Metazoa, Chordata, Actinopteri, Pomacentridae. Gene Ontology annotation, cellular component: cytoplasm; cytosol; intracellular anatomical structure. The transcript has 20 exons. The record is from RefSeq and is a predicted model, not a curated record. Bases 293 to 2722 code for a protein of 809 amino acids.